UCUGACAGACCAUCUAUCUGUGUAUAUUGUCCAGUCUUUUUUUUUCUUACAAGCAACCACCAAGCCACUUUAAAAAUACUAUACCUUUAAACAGUAAUUAAAAGUAAUUAUUGUUUUUUUUUUGGCUACAAUAAAAUUUUACCAAAGUGGAGAAAAUGGGUUCCGAUGAUGCAAGCACAAAUUCCAGUGAAGCAUUUGACAGGGGCGAUCGCAUACAGAAGGGUUUUCAAAUAAACUAUAUGAUUUUACGCGAUGCUGAUACGGGAAAGGUUAUUUGGCAGGAAAACAAAGAUUUCUCCUCGCCCGAUGUCGAACAUGAAGCACGAGUACCGGUCAAAAUUUUGGAUCUGAGAGCGGUAUCAAGAGAAAUCAACUUUAGCACCAUUGAGGCGAUGGAAAACUUUCGUUUAGAUCAAAAAGUACUCUUUAAAGGCCGCAUUAUGGAGGAGUGGUUUUUUGAAAUGGGUUGGGUUGGAGCGAAUACAACAAAUACAUGGCAAUCUACCAUAGAAGCCGCGCCUGAGUCACAAAUGAUGCCUGCCAAAGUUCUGAACGGCAACGUCACUAUUCAAACCAGUUUCUAUGACAACGAUACCCUCAUCACCAAAUCUGUGGUACGACUUUACUACAUAUAGACAGCUUCUCAAGUGACCUCGACGACGACGACGAUGAAUAUAACAACAACUGGCUGCUGCUCAUAAUAAAGUCAAGCUGAAAUAUAUGCCAUCUUUUAACUCAAAAAAAAAAUCGUUGAAUUUUUGGAGCUAUUCCCAAUGCCACUGGGAACGAAUGAAUGUUCGCAUGUUUGUCUCCGGUAUGGACACUAAUGAAAUUGUUAAGCAUUUCUUUUUAACUAUUUAUAUUUAUGGUUUAUACACAAAACUAAAACACCCACACAUACACACACAAACACUAAAUAAGUAUUGCGCUAAAUGUGUGUGACUAUAUUUAAAACAAAAAAAUUGUUGCAUUUCUUGAAAAUAGAAAUUAUUAUUGCUGCGCUGCCGCUGCUCCCUCAUUGGGACAAUCUCAAUUGUGUUAGGUGUUCUUCUUUCGCGUUUAGUUAGCAUCUCUCAUUUCUAAUCCUGCUAUUAAAAUAAGCAAUAAUUCUAGAUAAAUAUAAUAAUUUUAAUAUUAAUAUGCCAUAUACAUAAGUAUGUAUGUUUUAUUUAUACAUUGUAUUAAAAAAAACAUUUGUUUUCAUAAUACUAAUAUGAUUUAAACAAAAAAAAAAAGUAAAUAAAAACAAAUGCAAUUUUCUGUUAACCCAAAUA
This is a messenger RNA of Stomoxys calcitrans (stable fly), 1274 nucleotides long. RefSeq names its product probable cGMP 3',5'-cyclic phosphodiesterase subunit delta (gene PrBP). NCBI's taxonomy places the organism in Eukaryota, Metazoa, Arthropoda, Insecta, Diptera, Muscidae. The coding region runs from base 156 to 635 and encodes 159 amino acids. Gene Ontology annotation, biological process: sensory perception of light stimulus. The record is from RefSeq and is a predicted model, not a curated record. The transcript is spliced from 2 exons. Gene Ontology annotation, cellular component: cytoplasm.